AUGGAGCUCGAAGAUUCCGUGACAUAUGCUGGUUGGGUAUUUAAAGAAGGAAGUCUCGUUCGGUCAUGGAAGAAACGCUUCUUAGUGUGUAAACGUGCAGAAUUGGCCUAUUACAAGAAUACAGACGAGGAGAAUCAUGCACAGCUAUUGGGUGCAAUGACGGCCGCACACAUUGAGCGUUUACCGGAUAUCACAAAUGGUCUCUUAAUCCAUGGAACGGAAGGUCGUCAGCUCAAGAUAUUUACCGAUACAAAAGUAGAAUGUGAUCGAUGUUAUGAGGCAAUUGUCAAGUAUUGCAAGAUGCAGAAUCCAAAAGAUGAAACACAACAGCGAGUGGGGUGGCUGGAAAAAGAAGGACAGCAUUUUCGAACAUGGAAGAAACGCUAUUUUGUACUACGUGGGACUCAAUUGACGUACUCGGCUACAAUGGGGACUGAAAGAUUAGGAGGUGGUCAAGUUAUUGGGGUGAGAAACGAUACGACAAGACCUUAUACUCUAGUAGUGACAUUUGAAGCAGGACGAGAAAUGCGAGUCGGGGGAAAGUCUGAAGGAGAUAUUGAUGAGUGGCAGAAAGCUCUGCAAUGCAGUCUGGAGUAUGCCCAGGAGCAGAGAAAAAGCCAGGAGAAACGGUUGUCGGUUGAUGAUGACCCGAGAAACGUCAGGGACAGGGAGUUUACUAAGAGACAAGAGAAUGCAUUGAGUGUUGAUGUGACAGAAGAAGAAGCAAGCGCGCUGUUUGGGCCUGCUCCUAUCGUAGCUGAUGAUGCUCCAUCGAUGCAUGCAAGUACGGAGGCAGUGCUACAUGAAGAGAUGAAGACGGAAGAAGAUCAUCCCGAGGAAGGCGAGGUUAAAGAGAACAAGAGGCCACCUGAGCUUUAUGCUGCCAGCUCGUUCCGACGCCAUAUUGUGGUGGAGACAAUGCCCGAUAACACAGCGAGCUUUGUUGAAGUGGCGGAAGAGCGCGAGAGUGAGGACAAUGGAGAGAAACCAUACUCCCCUACGGCACCAGGUUCUACUGCGAUUCGUCGCAUGCGAUUGGCAGAGAAGCUAUUGCAGGAAGAGCUGGAAGAAGAGCGUCGGGAAGCUAUGAUGAAGGAAAACACGGUCCUUAUGCGUCCACCUAGUAAGUCGGAUGACCCUGAAGUAAAGGGCUGCUGCUGCAUCGUCAUGUAA
Peronospora farinosa is the source of this 1173-nucleotide messenger RNA. Lineage: Eukaryota; Oomycota; Peronosporomycetes; Peronosporales; Peronosporaceae. The record is from the annotation of a GenBank genome assembly.